Messenger RNA from Oncorhynchus gorbuscha (pink salmon), 1907 nucleotides. RefSeq names its product Tax1 (human T-cell leukemia virus type I) binding protein 3 (gene tax1bp3). The record is from RefSeq and is a predicted model, not a curated record. Gene Ontology annotation, cellular component: postsynaptic density; postsynaptic membrane; adherens junction. Gene Ontology annotation, biological process: neurotransmitter receptor transport, endosome to postsynaptic membrane; neurotransmitter receptor transport postsynaptic membrane to endosome. The coding region runs from base 219 to 662 and encodes 147 amino acids. Gene Ontology annotation, molecular function: protein binding. The transcript has 5 exons. NCBI's taxonomy places the organism in Eukaryota, Metazoa, Chordata, Actinopteri, Salmoniformes, Salmonidae.
UCCAUGACGAUGACUAACCACGGAAAGGCAGUAUGACAUCACCAACCCUGCCUUUACUUGCCAGGAAUCAUUUGCUAGUUGUUGUUACUCACACAAAGGGAAGCUGCUUCGAGUACUGUAUAAUUUCAUCAAAGGAACAAAAACUACUAUAGAUCGCUCAGUUAUUUGCAAUCGCGGAGAAACCCAAAACAAUUGUGUCCGAGUUUCAGUCUGAAACGAUGUCUUUCAUCCCAGGACAACCAGUUACUGCUGUUGUGAUGCCCUUCUGCAUUCUUAAAGGAAGCUCCGUGCAUGAUGUGGGGGACUCGGCACUCAAUGUUACAUUCUAUCAACGAAUUGAAAUCUGCAAACUUCGCCAGGGUGAACAUUUGAUCCUGGGUUUCAGCAUUGGAGGGGGAAUAGACCAAGACCCUGGUCAGAACCCCUUCUCUGAAGACAAGUCCGACAAGGGCAUCUAUGUGACACGGGUGACACCAGGUGGACCAGCAGAAGUUGCGGGCUUGAUGAUGGGAGACAAAGUAAUGCAGGUAAAUGGAUGGGAUAUGACCAUGGUGACACACGACCAGGCACGCAAACGGCUGACGAAGAAGAAUGAAGACAUUGUGCGGCUACUGGUGACCAGGAAAUCGCUGGAGCAGGCUGUCAGACAUUCUAUGAUGUAAUGACUCCAACGCUAGUCCUUUAGUGCAGACAGAGUUUGCUAUCAGACGUGAGACAAUGCCAGUGACCAAGAGCAUAGUAUUUCAAAUCUUUUAUCACAUAUUGUAAGUUUGGGGUGAAUUCCACAUCAAUUCUGUCAAUUCAGGAGAUGUAAUGAAGUUGAAAAGUGCAAUUUAUUUCAUGAAGGAUUCCUGAGUUGAAUUGAAUAGCAAUUGAUUAUGGCUGUACUCACAUAUUCCCAAACAGGGUACACUCCAUUUAUACCAUGUCUCUACAAUUCAUCAGUAUGAUUCUAGUUAUUGGGAUCAUUAACACCUUUAACUAGCUGACUUGUGUAUUACUUUUUCGGUUAUUAGUACAUUUCAUGAUCUCAGUCAUGAUUUGAUUUACUCUACAUGUUAUAUCUAUGUUUUUGAGUCCAUGUCUGUACAAGCCAAAAGAAAACAUUUAAAAAAACUUUAGACUAAUAAAUGUAACUGUCAUGUGGUGUAACUUCUACAUACUUUGCAUGAGCAGUUUUGUAGUGGGGAUAGAGGUUGUUAUGCAAACAUAUGUGUACAAAGCACAUAUGGUAAUUUCCAGCAUUAAUCUGCAACACUAAUUUGUAUGUCUUCCAUAGAGGUGUCCUCUUUAUAUGUCAUCUGGAAAAUGUAUGAAUAUUCAUCAUCAGGCUUGGAUGAUAUAUUUUUGAAUCUUUAUUUUUGUAUCAUCCAUAUUGUGCAUCUACCAAAGUAACAAGCACAGCUGAACUGCAUACUUUAUAUUUCAUUUUACAAUAUUGUACUUCAUGUCUACCAAAUACUGUAAUAUUCAUUUGAGGAUUUUAGAUUUGUAUGUCGUGCAGGAAAACAGUUACUUCUCAACCAUCUGGAUAUAGUUAAUCUGGUGUUGCAUCCUUGACUUGAAAUCAAGAUUAGGGUAUAGUCAACCUUUUUAUAAGUGCCUUUUUUCUCACGUUUAAAUAGAGAAAGUGGCAUGUUGGAUUGUUUAUUAGGUCACUUGCUGGUUGAUCUUAGACAGCUAGUUGCACACUGGAAUAGGUUGGGCCAAGGUUGAUGGAUCUAAUGAAUUGAGAGAGAUGUUUGAUACACAACAGUCUUAAAUGAAACUCUAGUGUUUGUACCACUAAAUCGUGAUGGUGCGAAAUAGUGUUUUUUGUAUUCAAGCCCCUUUCCAUUGCUAUUGUUCAAUGAUAUGUACGCUUUAUCACUGCCUCAGCCGUACAAUAAACAGCAAGGCCUCACUGA